Messenger RNA from Pipistrellus kuhlii (Kuhl's pipistrelle), 4083 nucleotides. RefSeq names its product serotransferrin. Gene Ontology annotation, biological process: antibacterial humoral response; iron ion transport. The record is from RefSeq and is a predicted model, not a curated record. The coding region runs from base 116 to 3115 and encodes 999 amino acids. The transcript has 24 exons. Lineage: Eukaryota; Metazoa; Chordata; Mammalia; Chiroptera; Vespertilionidae. Gene Ontology annotation, cellular component: plasma membrane; extracellular region; early endosome.
AAGAUUGUGUUUGGUCACCCUGGUCAGGGAUAAAGGGGAGAGGGGCACUAAGAGGCAGCGCAGAAGACCGCUGGUCUGUGCCUGCUGCUCCACCCCGCAGACCCAGACCCGGAGGAUGAGGCUCACCAUCCCUGCCCUGCUGGCCUGCGGGAUUCUCGGGCUGUGCCUGGCUGUCUCCGAGAAACCUGUGCGAUGGUGCACCGUCUCAGAUCAGGAGGACAGAAAGUGCACAGCUUUCAAAAAUCAAAAUGAUGAUUUGAAAAAGGGUCUUGACUGUGUGAGGAAGAGCUCCCACUAUGAGUGCAUUGAGGCCAUUGCGAACAAGGGAGCAGAUGCUGUGACAUUGGAUGGAGGUUUGGUGUUUGAUGCGGGCCAAGCCCCCUACAACCUGAAACCUGUGGUGGCAGAGUACUACGGGUCAAAAGAGAAUCCACAAACCAGCUAUUAUGCUGUGGCCGUGGUGAAGAAGGGCAGUGGCUUCCAGCUGAACCAGCUUCAAGGCAAGAAGUCCUGCCACACAGGCAUUAACAGGUCUGCUGGGUGGAAGAUCCCCAUGGGCACACUCUAUCCCGAAUUGUCUGAGCCACAGGAAGAUCUUCAGAAAGCAGCGGCCAAUUUCUUCGGGGGCAGCUGUGUCCCCGGUGUGGAUCCGAAUGCCUACCCCAAACUGUGUCAGCUGUGCGCUGGGAAAGGGAAAGACAAGUGUGCCUUCUCCCACCAUGAACCGUACUUUGGCUACUCGGGUGCCCUCAAGUGUUUGAUGGAUGGUGCUGGAGAAGUGGCCUUUGUCAAACACUUGACGGUAUUGGAUGAUCUUCCAAACCAGGCUGAGAGGGACCAGUAUGAGCUCCUCUGCAGGGACAACACCCGGAAGCCAGUAGAUAAAUAUGAGGAGUGCCACCUGGCCAUUGUCCCUUCCCAUGCUGUUGUGGCCCGAAGUGUAGAUGGCAAAGAGGACUUGAUCUGGGAGCUUCUCAACCAAGCCCAGGAACGUUAUGGCAGAGGCACAUCUGGAGACUUCCAGCUCUUCAGCUCUUCUGAGGGGAAAAACCUGUUGUUUAAGGACUCUACCCAAGGGUUUUUAAAGGUUCCCCCUAAGAUGGACGCCUGGAUGUACCUGGGAUAUGAGUAUGUCUCUGUAAUGAAGAAUCUGAAGGAAAAUACACGCCCGGAUCCCUCAACAGCUGGAUGCAAUACUGUGAAGUGGUGUGCAAUAGGCCACCAGGAAAGACUCAAGUGUGACGAGUGGAGUGUAAACAGUAAAGGGAAAGUAGCCUGUGAAUCAGCAGAGACCACCGAAGACUGUAUUGCCAUGAUCAUGAAAGGAGAAGCUGAUGCCAUGAGCUUGGAUGGAGGCUUCAUCUACAUCGCGGGCAAGUGUGGACUGGUGCCUGUCCUGGCAGAGAACUACAAAACUACCAGUAAUUGUGUGAACACACCAGAAAGAGGAUAUUUGGCUGUGGCUGUGGUUAAGUCAUCAUCAUCAGAGGACCUCACAUGGGAGACUCUACAAAACAAGAAGUCCUGUCACACUGCAGUAGAUAGAACUGCUGGCUGGAAUAUCCCCAUGGGCCUGAUCUACAACAGGCUCAAUCACUGUGAAUUUGAUAAAUUUUUCAGUCAAGGCUGUGCCCCUGGGUAUGCAAAAACCUCCAGUCUCUGUGCUCUGUGUAUUGGUUCAGCAAGUGUUCCAGGAAAGGAGUGUGAACCCAACAACAAUGAAAGAUACUAUGGCUACACAGGGGCUCUCAGGUGCCUGGUUGAAAGUGGAGACGUGGCCUUUGUGAAAGAAGAGACUGUCUUGCAGAACACUGGCGGGAAGAACACUGAAGACUGGGCUAAGAACCUAAAGCAGGAAGAUUUCAAGCUGCUGUGCCCUGAUGGCACCAGGAAGCCUGUGUCUGAGGCUGAGAACUGCCACCUAGCCCGAUCCCCAAAUCAUGGUGUGGUCUCAAGGCAAGAUAAGGCAGCUUGUGUUCGCCAGGUGCUACUUGAACAGCAGACCCUAUUUGGAAAAAAUGAAAAUGACUGCUUGAGCGACUUUUGUCUAUUCCAAUCUAAAACCAAGGACCUACUGUUCAAGGAUGACACAAAAUGUUUGGCCGAACUUCAGGAAAGAACAACGUAUGAAUCCUAUUUAGGAGCAGAGUAUGUCACGGCUGUGGGUAACCUGAAACAGUGCUCAACUUCAACUCCAAAGAACUACCACUCCCGUGAUGCUCCGCUUCAUACGUCUGCGCAGAGCGCAGGGACACGUAGCAUUUACGGUGCAGGAGACUACGCAGGCGUCUUCAGCAUGGCUUCCGCGGACUCCCGGCGAAUGGGGAACGAUGGUGGUGGUGCCGGGGGCGCCUUCCAGCCCUACCUGGACUCCUUGCGGCAGGAGCUGCAGCAGAGGGACCCGACGCUGGUGUCAGUCGUGGUGGCGCUUCUCGCGGUGCUGCUGACGCUGGUGAUCUGGAAGUUCAUCCGCAGCCGAAGGAGCAGUCAGAGAGCAGUUCUUCUUGUUGGCCUUUGUGACUCCGGGAAGACGUUGCUCUUUGUCAGAUUGUUAACAGGCCUUUACAGAGACACUCAGACUUCCAUCACUGACAGCUCUGCUCUGUACCGAGUCAACAAUUCCAGGGGCAGUAACCUGACCUUGAUUGACCUCCCUGGCCACGAAAGCUUGAGACUUCAGUUUUUAGAGCGGUUCAAGGCUUCAGCCCGGGCUGUUGUGUUUGUUGUGGAUAGUGCAGCCUUCCAGCGAGAGGUGAAGGAUGUGGCUGAGUUUCUGUAUCAAGUCCUCAUUGACAGCAUGAGUCUGAAGAACGCACCAUCAUUCUUAAUUGUCUGCAAUAAGCAAGACAUUACAAUGGCGAAAUCAGCAAAGUUAAUUCAGCAACAACUUGAGAAAGAACUCAACACUUUACGAGUCACCCGCUCUGCUGCCCCCAGCACACUGGACAGUUCCAGCGCAGCCCCUGCUCAGCUGGGAAAGAAAGGCAAAGAAUUUGAAUUCUCGCAGUUGCCCCUCAAAGUGGAGUUCGUGGAGUGUAGUGCCAAGGGUGGAAGAGGAGAUGCCAGCUCUGCUGACAUCCAGGACUUGGAGAAGUGGCUGGCUAAAAUCGCCUGAGGGGCAAACCCAGACACCCAGCUGGGAAUGUGUACGUGGUGAUGGACAGUUUUGGAAAAGGGUGUAGUUAGAAACAUUUCCUUGUACUGGAAACAAGUUAUUGUUGAAUUCCAGCCUGGAAUUUUUUUUAAAAGUCCAGUUCCCCUUAUGGCUUUCAAACUUGUCACUUUUAUUGACUCGUGUGCCUUCCCUUUGUUAAAGUGUAUGUGAUGUUUCGUUAGUGUAGCUAGAUGUGGGUCAAGGUUUUUGUCACCGUAACAAGCAGACUCCACAUAGAGAAGAUCAGGAGAACAUGGUUACCAUCUGAGAAGUUUUCUUUUGUGCUUUGGUUCCUUUUUCCUGGAAACAAACCUCUGUAUGGAACCAGUGAAUUUCCAAUUACCCUUGAGGUUCCUGGGCAGUAUAUCAUUUAGUCCUUUUGAACUCUCAGAUUUGUAUGUACAAUUACAAUAUGGUCUCCUGACAUGUGGAGACAGGUAUAAAACAGCAAGGCUGUAUUGACAGUGGUCUGUUCUUCAUCAGCUCAGUGACUUGUCCACACUCCACCCUCAUAGCACUUAAGUUUCCAAAAAAAAUGUCACAAACCCUUGGAAUUAAUCAUUUCCAGGUGAUAGAACUGUAAGUGCUAUUUCGCCAAAUGCCAGGGGUCUGGUGUGUUUUAGUGGUUCCCCCUAACGGGAGUAGAUCAGAUUUAGAAGUUCUGCUUUCUGUGAGGCUGAGGGCUCCUGAGCUAUCUUCCUGUGCUGUUGAUCAGCUCCUAUUGUAUACUCUUAGCUAGAAUGCUGUGGAACAAAUACAAAAUGAAAAAUGUUCUCUGGAUUUUUAACGUGCAUUUCACUGAUGUUAAAAAAAAAACAAACUUGGCCUUUUUAAAGUGAUAUUAUUUGCUGUCGUCUUAAAUGUAUGGCUUUUAUAAAUUAUUAAUACAUUCCUUGGUAAGUAAAACAGCCUUGUUUAGCUCAAAGCAA